Molecule: messenger RNA, 3731 nt
Organism: Amaranthus tricolor (Joseph's coat)
Lineage: Eukaryota; Viridiplantae; Streptophyta; Magnoliopsida; Caryophyllales; Amaranthaceae
Product: ADP-ribosylation factor GTPase-activating protein AGD4-like
Exons: 19
Coding region: 173-2533 (786 amino acids)
Cellular component (GO): cytoplasm
Molecular function (GO): protein binding; GTPase activator activity
Source: RefSeq, a predicted model, not a curated record
AUAAAAAGUUGGGAAGAGUGUGUCGCUGUGUCGGGAUGAAGCGUGUGCCAUAGAAAAUGAGGUGACUUCCAACAGCAAACAUUUAUGCGUUUCUCUCUCUUGUGUUCUUUUCUCUUCCAUCUUCAGUCUCAGCUUGUCGCCUUACUUGUCUCACUAUCAUUUUCAUUUUUCAAUGGCGUCCUUCAUUGAUCUUGAAGAUUCUCCUAUGUUUCACAAGCAGGUUUCUUCAUUGGAACAAACUACUGAUGAACUGAAAGAUCGUUGUCAGAGGCUUUUCAAAGGAUGCCAGAAUUUUCUGGCUUCCCUCUCUGAAGCUUAUGAUGGGGACACCACAUUUGCAGAUGCUUUGGAGUUCUUUGGAGGACAGGAAGAUCCUUUAAGUUUAUCAAUAGGAGGUCCACUAAUAUCCCGAUUUAUCGGUGCAUUUCGAGAGCUUGCAACUUAUAAAGACCUUCUUCGUUUGCAGGUGGAGCAUGUUUUAGUUGACCGUCUCAAACAAUUUAUAUCUGUUGAUCUACAAGAUGUAAAGGAUUCCCGUCGGCGAUUUGACAAAUCUAUCUAUGUCUAUGAUCAGGCCCGUGAAAGAUAUGCCUCUCUAAAGAAGAGUACACGUGAGGACGUAGUUGCUGGAGUGGAAGAGGAGCUCCAGAAUUCCAAAUCAGCAUUUGAGAGAACACGUUUUAGUUUGGUGAAUUCUCUAAUGAACGUUGAAUCAAAAAAGAAAUAUGAGUUUUUAGAGUCCUUCAGUGCAAUUAUGGAUGCCCAUCUAAGAUAUUUUAAGCAGGGAUAUGAUUUAUUAAGUCAAAUGGAACCCUUGAUACAUCAGGUGUUGACGUAUGCACAGCAAUCAAAAGAGGUCACAAAUUCUGAGCAGGAUAAACUCGCUAGAAGAAUUCAGGAGUUUAGGACUCAAGUCCAAAUGGACAAUUUACGUGCUGCAAGUAACGCGGAAGCCUCAAUAAGCAUCAACAGUUCUCGCCCUGUUGGUAUGGGCUCCUCCUACAAGGAUAUUGAGGCACUUAUGCAGUCGACUACAAAUGGAAUGGUCCAAACUAUCAAGCAAGGUUAUCUCCUAAAACGUUCUUCAAGCUUGAGGGCAGAUUGGAAGAGGCGUUUCUUUGUGCUUGACAGUCGUGGAACAUUAUAUUAUUACAGAACCAAGGGCCCCAAACCUGUGGGUCCUUACUCAAAUCAAUCAAUUGCUAGUGGAGAACAUAGCAACAGUGUGUUUGGUAGAUUUAGGGCAAGGCAUAAUAGAACGUCAUCAUGGAGCGAAGAAAGCCUAGGUUGUCGUACCGUUAAUCUCCAUACAUCAACAAUUAAAAUUGAUGCAGAGGACACAGAUCUCCGACUUUGCUUUAGAGUGAUUUCUCCAUCAAAAUCAUAUACAUUACAGGCUGAAACUGAGGCAGAUAGAAUGGAUUGGGUCAACAAAAUAACUGGAGUUAUUACUUCGCUUUUGAAUUCUCAUCUUUUGGAUCAGAAUAAUAUUCAGGAGUCAAUUAUCCCAGUGGAUGAAAAGCUUAACUCAAACUCUCCUGCUGAUGCUAUGAUAAAUCUUCCCAUAUCACAUAGUCGAAAUUUGAGCAGUGAUUUGGAGAAGCUCACAGUUGGCGUGUCCGGACUCCUAAGAGAAAUUCCUGGAAACGAUCAUUGUGCAGAAUGCAGUGCUGCUGGACCAGAUUGGGCCUCUUUGAAUCUUGGCAUCUUGAUGUGUAUCGAAUGUUCAGGUGCCCAUCGUAAUCUUGGUGUUCACAUCUCAAAGGUCCGAUCUAUAACUUUGGAUGUCAAGGUUUGGGAGUCAACAAUCGUGGAAUUAUUUCAAGCACUUGGUAAUGCUUUUUGCAAUUCUGUAUGGGAGGAACUAUUGUUAGCUGACAAUGAGAGAAAUGAUGACUCAGAUUGUUGUACCAAAUCUAUUGUGAAACCAUCUUCACACGACUCUUUCAGUAAAAAGGAGAAAUAUGUCCAGAUGAAGUAUGCAGAAAAAAAGUUAAUUAAUGCAAAUGGAAUUGAUGCUGGCCGUGGUUCACGUGCCAAUGCUCUGUGGGAAGCAGUUAGAUCUAAUAACUUGCAUCAAGCCUAUCGUCUAAUUGCUGUGUCAGAUAACAGCAUCUUGAAUACAACAUUUGAGGAGAUACAAAGUGCCGACUCAUUUAGAUUGGAAGAAAGCUUGGGAAAAUCUGGUCACAAGCUGGAUCCAGCUUCAUGCCCAAGAGUAAAGGCUGGUGAGCCUCAAAAUUGCCUACGUGGUUGUUCGUUGCUGCACUUGGCAUGCCAUGUUGGCAAUGCUGUGAUGAUUGAACUCUUGCUGCAAUUUGGUGCUGAUGUUAAUAUGCGUGACUUUCAUGGAAGGACUCCUUUGCACCACUGUAUUGCCAAGAAGGAUAAUAAUUUGGCAAAAUAUCUUCUAAGAAGAGGUGCAAGAACACUUAUUAAGGACUGGGGAGGAUUAACAGCACUGGAACGAGCAAUGGAGCUCGGAUCAAUCACAGAUGACGAGCUCUUCAUUUUGCUUUCUGAGAAUGAAUGAGCGAAAUUUCAAUGCCCCAGUGUUACUGUAUUUAUCUGGCUUGUGUGUAAAUGCAAACCAUGUAAAUUACUUUACACGUAAAAUGUCAAAGAUGAAAUGUAUAUGCAAGGAUGCAUCAUAUAAACAAAUCAAGUAAACUCCUGUUUCCCACCAUUGAUUUACAGGAUGGAUGCUUUUUACAUUUAGGUAGUGUUGUUGUAGCUGAUUUUUACAAUGUGGUGCAAAGGUGAGCUGAUUGUAAGUACAGUCCCUUACCGACUCAAUUCUUUUAGUUAUUAUGUAUUAGAUCGGAUGCACAAAGUCGAAAGCUUUACCCCAUGAAUAGACCUGGGAAAACGGUCGGUCAGACAGGUUACAGGUCGGGUCACUCUCGGUUCCAGUCUUGUAUGAGAAGUGGUCAUAGCAUAUUCAGAAACAAAGGUGGCUAUCUCCAAUAUUUUGAAUAGCUAAGCAAGUAUCAAAAUUCCACUGAUUUACACGGAAUACCUAUGCUGUUCGUUGCUGUAUUUUUCAAUCUGAACAAAGUGUUCUAUAAGAUGUGCUUGACAACCUCUCUAUUUUGAGUUGGAAGUACUUCACUUUCAGGGUGAAUUAGAAAUGUCGUAUCUAAUGAUUGUUGUGAAUUUAGCUGACAUGUAUUGCUUGGUCGAGAGAAAUAUUGCAAUUGGUAUUUGUUCAUAUUUUUAUCAUGACAGCGUCGUAUAUUGGAAAAUAGAAGUCUUUGAUCAAGCACACACCAACAUGGUUGUUUAGCAAUCGAUAACACCACCCUAUUUUGUAUGCAACUUACAUUGAUAAGAAUUUAGAAGGUUAUGAACUUAUUAUAUGUUGUUUAUCAAUAGUUUGACAUUCCCUCUAUCUUUGCGCACUAGGAUUGAAAAAGCUCUGACAUAUUGGAGUUUUACGGUGCAAACUUAAAGACAUACUAAACUAGAGUUUGAUUUGAACCAAACUUGCACAAAAUCAACAGUAAUAAUAAUUUCAAACCACAUCAAAGCAUGAUGAGAUUACCAAGCAGGAGUUGCACAUCCGUAUAGCAUUAGUCUUUAGUCUGUAGUUCAGCUCUUAAAGCUCUGAUAAGGCUAAAACGAGCCAAAUUAGGACAAUGAUGUUGUAUGCUUUGCCUUAUCUAACGUCUUAGGCAGAUUUUUAUCACAGAGAUUUGUUCACAUGAAUAAUAGACAAUUACAUUAACUUU